Molecule: messenger RNA, 2465 nt
Organism: Clupea harengus (Atlantic herring)
Lineage: Eukaryota; Metazoa; Chordata; Actinopteri; Clupeiformes; Clupeidae
Gene: elf3
Product: E74 like ETS transcription factor 3
Biological process (GO): cell differentiation; regulation of transcription by RNA polymerase II
Cellular component (GO): nucleus
Molecular function (GO): sequence-specific DNA binding; DNA-binding transcription factor activity, RNA polymerase II-specific
Source: RefSeq, a predicted model, not a curated record
GGUGCGCUAGAAACACACAGCAGUAAACAGUUUGAGGAGCCGGAAUCAGUGGAGAGAAGCACUCUGUGGCUAUACACUCGUGUGGACCUUUCUAUUCAGUGGAUUACAAUCCAGCGGCACAUUGCAGACUCCACGUUCCCCUGCCUGAGGAUUGCAAACCAGCUUUGCCAUGACGACCUCCAGUGAGCUCAGUCGGAUCCUGAACAACGUGAAUGGAACGGUGUACCCCGCUGAGCCAUCUCCCCUGUCACCCAUGCUGCACACUGUGACCUUCCCCACUCCUGUCAUCAACAAGAUGCCCCAGUUCACUGACUUGUCAUUUGCCAACACACUGGGUCCAUGGCAGCAUGUGAACCCUCUGUACUGGACUAAGAGGAACGUCCUGGACUGGAUCGAGUACCACGUGGAUGAGAGCAAGUACGAUGCCAGCGAGCUCAACAUGGAGUACUGCUUUCUGGACGGGGCCACUCUGUGCCAGCUGUCCCACGAGACCUUCCUCUCCAUGUACGGUGCACUGGGCGAGAGACUAUACCAGAGCCUGGAGAGACACAAGCACAAGCAUGACAUGCCCUGUGACCUGUUAGAUCCUUUCAAUGAAACCUGCACCCUUCUGAAUGACUUCCUGGGCAACCUACCUCAGUACCCGACGUUCCUGGAUGACGAUGGCAUUGGACUUCUGGACACUGUGGUUGUGAGCGAUGCAGAUAUCAAGAAAGAGAAGGAUUCCUACAACUACUGUUGGCACAUGACUCCACUGAGCGAUGGUUAUGAGUCUGGCUCUUCACUCUCUGACAGCCACAACAGCUCCACCAUGGGGAGCUUCAUGAACCCCAGCUCUCCAGAGUCCACUGGAAGUGAAUCAGAUCCAGAGUACAUGGAAAAUAAAUUCUCCAUCAAGAAGAGCUUUGUGAAACAGGAGGGCGGAGAGCAGAAGAAGAGAGGAAGAGGGAGACCCCCAAAGAUCAACAGAGGCAGUGACCACUACAUCGAGACCAAGAAGAGCAAACAUGCUCCGCGAGGCACACACCUGUGGGAGUUCAUCCGUGAAAUCUUGAUCCACCCAGAGAAGAACCAGGGCCUGAUGAAGUGGGAGGACCGGCGCGAGGGUGUCUUUAAGUUCCUCAAGUCUGAGGCUGUGGCCCAGCUGUGGGGCCAGAAGAAGAAGAACAGCAGCAUGACUUACGAGAAGCUCAGCCGCGCCAUGAGGUACUACUACAAGAGAGAAAUACUGGAGCGCGUGGAUGGGCGUCGCCUCGUCUACAAGUUUGGGAAGAAUGCCAGCGGCUGGAAGCUGGAGGACCUUGGCCUGGGAAUGUGAAGUGUCCAACGGUGGGGUAGAGGGGGGACUGUUGUGUGUGGGGGGGUUCAGGUAGCAGGGGGGGUGACACUUUUGGGAAAAGAGGUGUCUUCUGACAUCCUCUCUGCAAAGGGACAAAAGACUGAAACUCCCCAAGAAGAGUCCACCCAACACCAUCUCCUCCCCCCUCUAGGGUACAAAAGACACAAAAUUCUCACAUGCAAGAAUGUGGGAAGUGGUGUUGCAGAAAAUGUAAGCCAAAGUUUUUCGGCUCCAGUAGGUUAUAUGAACCAAUAAUGAUGCUGUAUGAGUGUGUGUGUGUGUGUGUGUGUGUGUGUGUGUGUGUGUGUGUGUGUGUGUGUGUGUGUGUGAGUAUGUGUGUGUUUGUGUGAAUGAAUAAUGUACAUACACUGUCUUCCCAUGUUCAUGUUCCCUAAGGUGGAUGGAAGCAUGGGUUGUUGUCUGAUUAUUGGUCAGGCAUUGCUAUUGACACCUCUCAGGCCUUGCAUAUCCAAGUGCUCCUUUCGACUCUCUUCAACUCUUUGGUUAAUCUGAGGGUCUGAACAUCCCUCAGUCAGUCAUCUCUAAAACCUUACUGCUGACAGGAGAAGCACUUUGACUUCAGUCUCCUAGAGGGGACUUGUUUUGAUCCUGUAAAUCCUAGGUUGAAGUCCUAUUUAAAGCACUACCUGUUUAUGUUCAUUUUCUUGGAAUUUGUGGUGAUGGUUUUUGAAGAGAAAGUCUACGAGUAAUGGCGUGAGACAACUUUGUCUGAGAAACAUCACGACAAAUAGCAGAGAUGAAAGUACUGAGACCAGAGAGAAAGAGAAAUAAAGAAGACAUAAAACACUCAGGGCGAGUUUUAUGGAGGAGGACUGUGAAUAGUCAUAUGAUGUAUGACAUCUCUGUGUAAUAACAUAUAUUUAAAUAUAUGCAUUUGUAAACACACUUCUACGAAUCAAAAGCAAAUCAAACCCUGGCUAUAGACGAUUACUGCUUUUUCAGAUGGCGUGUUAUAUAUGAAAAUCAUUCAAUAGAUUGUUGUGUAUGAGAGUUAAAUCUCAAAUGGUUAACAUUUACAGUUACUGUACGAUGUACUUACAUUUAUGUAUGGCAUAUUGUUUAUUUUUUUGUAUAUGUCUUUGUUAAAUAAAGUUAAUGAAAACAA